This is a messenger RNA of Candidula unifasciata, 1112 nucleotides long. Lineage: Eukaryota; Metazoa; Mollusca; Gastropoda; Stylommatophora; Geomitridae. The record is from the annotation of a GenBank genome assembly.
GUUUCAACCUACCGGCCAAUGCAAAAUGUUGCCACGAAUGUCCAGACCCCAUCCUGUGUAGUGAGAGCGGCCCCUAUUGCUACAACGGUCUGGGCCAGAACAACAGGAAGACGUACGAUAACUUUAGAAGAAUGACUCAAGAGCUGUGCCUCCAGAACCUUCAAUUUGACGAUGACAGAUACCAGAAAGGAGAAUGUAGUGUCAACACUGGACCUCCAGCUGCACCGAUUAACUGUGAUGACCCAAACAUUUGUAAAGGAAAAUUUGCUCCUCCACAGAAUCUUGCAACAGGAACUGUGUGCGGACCUGCCAGCAGCCCAAAGACGCACAAAUCUUACUGUGACAUGGUUAAAAACGUGUGCAAACAACAAGGUGGUGUCGACAAGCUGGGUGCCAUCAGUGCCAUACAGGCUAAGGCAGGACCGUGUGGGGCUGGACCAUCGACCGACCCCGUGCUGCUGGCUGAACCCGUUUUCCGGACUUGGUCCCCGUUUGGUCCAUGUGUGUUCCCUAAUGGGGAUUGUGGACAAGGUAGAAAGAUACGAACCAGAGUAGCCGUGGCCUUGGACAACAGACCAACACGCAACCCUGACUCUACUGAACUGGAGGAGGAAGAAUCAUGCUUCAAGGCUUGCCCGCAGAUUAACAGUUAUCCUCAAUGCCCUAACAGUGUCAUCUGCAAAGACGUGUUCCCUGUGUGUGGAAUUAUUGGAACUAAAAAUGCGAAAACGUACAGGAGUGAAUGCGAACUGAAUGUCACCGCAUGUCAAGAAGGCAGGGAACCAUAUGUACUCUACAGAAAAGAGUGUAACGCCAGUGAUGAUGGCACUGCAGGCAGAUUAUGCAAAAAUGGGCCUAAAAUUGUACUAGUUAAGAAGGAGUUUGAGGACUCAAUUGAGAGCUGUUCUAGUGCAGAAGUUCCGGUUAACUCCUGCGACAAUCUGUUGUGUGAAAGCUCAACCAGCGAACUCUGCUGCAGAGCUACACAGUUUGAACAAAUCGCCGCGGAUGUUACCUGCUACAACUCUGAGACAGGGGUGUAUGAAGAGAGGAAGAGGCAGGUGUUCCUAUCAGCGAAGUCAUGUGAAUGUCAGCAACAAAUUCAGCCUUAA